AUGAUUUAAUUAUCAUCAAAUAUCGCUCACAUAAAGCCUUCACCGCUGCCAACAAACUACACUAAACACCUCUCUCUCUUUUUUUCUCUCUCUCACAAAUCUUUCAAUUUCAGUUCAAGUGGUUUUCAUCAAAUCGUAGCAGUCUGUGCUAUCACAGUAGUUGUGUAUCGAUGUUGAAGUUCUGAUUCGUCGAAGAAGCAGCUUGUUUUCUGCUAUUGAUAAUUUGCCCCAAAUCAGGCUCUCUAGUCUUCUUCUCAGGAUCUCUUCAAUGCACUUCCCCCUUAGGUUUUGUGAUUGUGUAAUUUGAUUGCUAUUUUGGUCAAUCUCUGCGUUGACUUUUUCUGAAGUAAUCGGUUGAAUUUCCUGGGGUUUGAUUUGAUUUGAUUUGAUUUGAGUUGAGUGAGGGUGAUGAAUGUUGGGAUCGAUGUGUGUGAAUUGAAAUUUGGUGAGGUUUAGAUUUGUUGCUGGAUAUGAGUAAUAAUGGUGUGAAGAUAGAGGUGAGCAAUAGCUUGGAGUCUCCAAAGGUAGUUAUGAUUGAGGAGAGUGAUGAGUCUAAGGCAUUGUUGCCUUCCAGCAACGGUGGAUUGGCGAACAAGUCGGAUAAACCUAAGAGGAAAGUUCAUUGGAUGGAUAACAAUGGAGAUAAGCUUGCAGAAAUCUUGGAAUUUCAACCUAGUGACGUGAGCGACUCAGAAGAGGACGAAUCAGAUUCUUGCAUCUGUAGGAUAAUGUAGACCGGAUCCAUUAGAUCGACUGCCAGUAACUUUCUGGUGGUGUUGUGAGACAUCAGUUUUUUUCCAGUGGAGAACUGAUCUUCCCCUGGAUCGCAGACAUACUACUAAAACGGAAUCCUGCCUCAUUCUCUCACAAUUUUCUUGAAGUAUACGGGUAACCAAAGGAAGACACCGGGUUCAUGGUUUCGGGAAUCUCAUGACUAUUGGUAUAUUAUCUCAGUUUUCUCAUCUGGACAGCAUAUUACUAUUAGCAUAGUGUGUGCAUUCUAUUCUAGAGACAUAUGAUUGCUUGUCAUUAUAUAGUGAAGUUAUAGGAGAUUCCAUUUGCUUCCUGGUUCCCACCUCUGUACAAAUUAACAGUUUUGUGUAUCUGGCUGAUUUCUUGAGCAAUAUAUAUUUGGAUUUUCGUCA
Messenger RNA from Salvia splendens (bonfire salvia), 1145 nucleotides. RefSeq lists its product as uncharacterized. The transcript has 2 exons. Lineage: Eukaryota; Viridiplantae; Streptophyta; Magnoliopsida; Lamiales; Lamiaceae. Bases 471 to 734 code for a protein of 87 amino acids. The record is from RefSeq and is a predicted model, not a curated record.